AUGGAUACUCAGGAAUUGCUAACACAGCUGUUGAGUAGUGUUCUGAGUCGUAUCUACGUGAAACUCCAGGUGCGGAGGCACAAGUCCAAGACCCGGGUUUUGAGAAGUACCACCAACCCGGUUUGGAAUGAGGAGUUUGUUUUCGGGGUGCAUGAUGUGAAUGAGGAGCUUGUGGUGUCUGUGUGUCACCAGGAUGAGGAGCAGUCUGGCUUGUUCUAUGGCGGGUCUGAGUUGGUGGGUCGGGUUUCGAUUCCGGUUUCGUCUGUUGCUGCUGAGAGUACUUGCACCUUGCCUCCGGCUUGGUAUGCUCUUGAAAGUCCCAGGACUGGGAAGUUCAUUAGCAAAGAUUGUGGGAAAAUUCUUCUCACCCUUUCUCUGCAUGAAAAAGGCCAUGAUGCUUCCAUUGAUUACCUUCUCAGUGAUCAUUCAAAUAUAAGCCUUGAGGAACCUAAUGAGGUGGACAGUCCAUUUAUGUCAACUCACAGUGUCUUUUCUUCCAAAUCUUUAUGUUCCAAGAUGCCAGGUGGUAUACAGUUGUUGAAGGCUAUUGUGAGACGUAUGGACAAGCUUAUGCAUAAGAACGAUGAAGCGUCAAAAACAGGUGAUUCUUCGGAGUUGUCUACUCCAGUAUCUGAUUAUGAAGAUUGUGUGGAGGAGCAUCAAAGUAGUUGUAGCUUUAAAGAGUCUCUUGAGAUGAUGCGGUCAAGAGGAAGCGAACAAAAACUGCCGGAGAAUCUGCUGGGAGGGAUUCUUAUUGAUCAGGCAUAUGCUGUUUCACAACAUGAUCUUAAUGCAUCUCUUUUUACCCCAAAUUCACAGUUUAGGACAGAUCUUGCAGAACUGCAGGGGACAACAGAUCUACAGGAGGGGCCUUGGACGUGGAAAUCCGGAGAGAUGCCAUGUUUGACACGAGUUGUUUCCUACACAAAAGCUGCCUCAAAGUUAGUUAAGGCUGCUAAGGCCACAGAGGAGCAAACGUAUAUCACAGCAGAUGGAAAGGAAUUUGCUGUAUUAAUCAGUGCGAGUACACCUGAUGUUCCAUAUGGAAAUUCAUUCAAGGUUGAGUUGCUUUACAAGAUAAUGUCUGGACCAGAGCUACCUUCAGCGGAACAAUCCUCCCGUCUGGUGGUAUCCUGGGACAUUAACUUUCUCCAGAACACAAUGAUGAAAGGCAUGAUUGAACGAGGAGUUCGACAGGGACUUGAGGAGAGUUUUGGUCAGUUUUCCAGCUUGCUGGCUCGGAAUUUCAAAACGCUGGAUUCAACAGACUUGUCUGACAAGGAUCAUAUCCUGGCAAGUACGAAGGCAGGGCAACAAUCAGAUUUGAAGUUGGCAACUGAAUACUUCUGGAAUUUCACUCUAGUUACCACUAUCUUUAUGGUUCUGUAUGUCCUGGUUCAUAUUCUACUUUGUGAGCCCAGUACACCCCAGGGCUUGGAAUUUAUCGGACUUGAUUUGCCACACAGUUUUGGAGAGCUCAUCACAUGUGGAAUUCUCAUCCUUCAGUUGGAGCGCGUUUAUAACAUGGUUUUACACUUUGUACAAGCUAGGUUGCAGAAAGGAAGUGAUAAUGGAGUCAAAGCACAAGGUGAUGGAUGGGUUCUUACUGUUGCUUUGAUUGAAGGGAACAGCUUAGCAUCCUUGCAUUCAUCAGGGUUCUCUGAUCCCUAUGUGGUUUUCACCUGCAAUGGUAAAACAAGAGCAAGCUCUGUCAAGCUUCAAACAAGUGAUCCUCAAUGGAACGAUAUACUUGAGUUUGAUGCUAUGGAAGAACCGCCAUCAGUUCUGGAUGUUGAAGUUUUUGAUUUUGAUGGCCCAUUUGACCGAGCUACAUCACUUGGACAUGCUGAGAUCAAUUUUCUUAAACACUCAGCUACCGAACUUGCAGAUUUGUGGGUCUCCCUUGACGGAAAGCUUGCCCAGUCUUCUCAAUCAAAGUUGCACGUCAGAAUCUUUUUGGACAAGAACAAAGGAGCUGAAACAAUUAGGGAGUAUAUGACCAAAAUGGAGAGGGAAGUUGGAAUGAAGUUGAAUCUGCGAUCGCCUCACAGGAAUUCAACAUUUCAGAAAUUGUUUGGGUUGCCACCAGAAGAAUUUCUUAUCAGUGAUUUUACAUGCUCCCUGAGGAGGAAAAUGCCUUUACAGGGCCGACUCUUUCUAUCUGCAAGGAUAGUUGGGUUUUACUCAAGCUUGUUUGGACACAAAACAAAAUUUUUCUUUCUUUGGGAGGAUAUUGAAGAUAUCCAAGUUCUUCCCCCAUCCUUAUCAUCUGUGGGAAGCCCCUUGCUGGCCAUUGUUCUAAAAAAGGAUCGAGGAAUUGAUGCAAGGCAUGGUGCAAGGUGUCAAGACGAUGAAGGCAGGCUGAAAUUUCAUUUCCAAUCAUUUUUAUCGUCUAAUUCAGCCAGCAGGACAAUAAUGGGCUUGUGGAGAACGAGAACACUUAGUGCUGACCAGAAAACACAAAUUGCUGAAGAACAUUUUGAUCAAGAAGACAUCCCCAUAAUGUUUGAAGACACUGAAUCCAUAUUCAAUCUUGAGGAUGCAAAGAUGUCCAAAGUUUAUACUGCAGAACUACCUAUUAACAUAAAAUCUCUGAUGGAAAUUUUCGAGGGAGGAAAGUUGGAGCAUAAAAUCAUGGGGAAAUCAUGCUGUCUUAACUAUGUAACUACCGCAUGGGAACCUACAAAAAAGCCGGAUGUCUUUGAACGACAUCUAUCUUACAGGUUCAACCGCCAGGUCUCAAUCUUUGGAGGAGAGGUUACAUGCAGACAAGAAAAGUCCCCCUUGGCAAACGGUGAAGGAUGGAUCGUGGAUGAAGUUAUGGCCCUGCAAGGCGUUCCAUUUGAGGAUCACUUUCGUGUUCAGCUCAGGUUCCGCAUCGAGAAAUCUGCCAUGGCUCAUAAUGCAUGUAAAUGCAAUGUUCAUGUCAGGGUCUUCUGGCUUAAAAGGACAAAGUUUCAGGACAGGGUCACACGCAACAUCGUAGGGAAAUUCGCCCAUCGACUCAAGGAAAUAUUCGAAUUCGUCAAGCAGGAGAUUCUCUUGGCACCGGGACCAGACGUUUCCCUUUGACACACACUCUUUAGCCUCACUAUCAUUCACAUUCAGAUAGAUCACAGAUUCUUUUGGUGCUUUCGGCCGGACAGCGAUACAAUAUCAGCAACGCAGUCCAAACCAGGAAAUGUACGUCCAAAUGUAGGACAUUUCGAUUUUUUUUUUUCUUAGAUUCUGCUUUCGUUAUAGGAAUAUCCUCCUAUAACGUUGUUUUUAUUAACGUAGAACAAGCAUUCUGAAAUUUAGUCGAAAGUCUAUAUUUCUACCGAAUCAAUAGACAUUUUUGACAAAAAUAAGGAGUAACUGUUGCUAAUAUUACUUUUUGCCGUCAAACGCCAUUACGAUUACGUCUCUCCUAUUAUCUUUUUGCCGCCCAAGUGUGAACAGCAGGACCACCAAAAAGUUGGAAUUUUGAACCCCAAAAAGUCGAGGGCUUGCGAAGACUUUGAAUCUUUAAAGUCUCUGAAUCAUCUUCUCCAACUUCAUUCUUCUCUGACCGCUCCUUCUGUGGAGCGAUGGCCUCCACAGCGGUCAUCGAUGUCCGCUAUUUCGGAACCUCUAAGGUUAGAGCUGCCGGCAGAGUGAGGCAUCUCAGUGCUCGUGUUGAUAACAAUGGCGAACUGGAUCUCGACAUGGGAGGAUUGCGGAGAGAAAUUCGCAGCCUUUGUGCCCUCCCACCCGCUGCUGACAUUACUCGUACAUUGAUGAAAACUACGAUGUAGUUACUCUUGUGGACGAUGAUGAUCUGCGGGAAGCAAUGAGGCAGCGUCUGGAACCCUUCAGGAUCGAUGUGCUGAUGAACGAUGACAAGGAAGACCGCGGUAAAAACUCAAGCUCCGAAAAAUGUCUCGUGACGGAUGCUGUAAAUGCGACAAGUGAUGUGAGUAAUAGCAAUGUGUUUGAUGAAUUCCAUCUGGCAAAUUAUGAUCACCCUGUUAGUCCUAGGGUUAAACAAUCUGAAGACGAAUGUGGUAUGAUGUGCGACGCAGGCAUUCGCUGUGGCGCCUGCAACGACAAGGUUGCGAAAUUGUGGUUAGCGGCGUUGGCCCUCGUAGUGUCAGUUUGGUUAUUAUCCCGGCGACAUGGAUCGGAGUGUUGAUUGCUUCUACUACACCUCCUCUGCAAGUGAGCUUGUUUUUGUGCUCAACUUAAAGAAAAUGGGAGGCCUUGUUGCUUUGUUUGGCUUGUGCAGCAAUUUUGAGUCUGCUGGCCAAUUAACAUAUAUAUUGGAAUAUAGAUAUAUAGCUUGUUCCUUUUCUUUUAUUUCUUUGUGAUAUGAGUUGAUUGUCUUCUUUGUAUUUUGCAAAUGCUCGUAAUUGCUUGAGUUGUAGAGCAAUUCGUGGAAAUGAUCAAAUGUUUACUUAUAGUUAUAAAAAUUAUUAAAGGCUAAAUCGCCAAAA
Molecule: messenger RNA, 4454 nt
Organism: Malus domestica (apple)
Lineage: Eukaryota; Viridiplantae; Streptophyta; Magnoliopsida; Rosales; Rosaceae
Product: C2 and GRAM domain-containing protein At5g50170
Source: RefSeq, a predicted model, not a curated record